Molecule: messenger RNA, 3003 nt
Organism: Gymnodraco acuticeps
Lineage: Eukaryota; Metazoa; Chordata; Actinopteri; Perciformes; Bathydraconidae
Gene: pofut4
Product: fucosyltransferase 11 (alpha (1,3) fucosyltransferase)
Exons: 5
Coding region: 194-1687 (497 amino acids)
Cellular component (GO): Golgi membrane
Molecular function (GO): alpha-(1->3)-fucosyltransferase activity
Source: RefSeq, a predicted model, not a curated record
AAGAAAAGAAGCAGCGUAGAAGAAGACUGGGGCUGUUUUUAUUAUUCCAUCUGUGUACCGUUGGCUGUGUGUUAACAGACUGCACUCUGUAAUCACCGCUCUUUAUAACCAACUUAUUCAAAGAGUAGCUGUAUGUGUUCCGUUUGAAGAAUCAACUCAAACGCGCCUUGAUGCGUUCGCUGCAGUGUUAAAGAUGGCAGGUAGGGGCAGGAUGGUGCCCUGUGCUUGUCUGGGGCUGUUUGGUGUCCUGUGUUGGGUCUGGGUCUCCUUUGCAUCCUUUCCAGAUGAUCAACUCCCCCUGGAGGCUUUGGAUGCAGUGGACCGAGCAGCCUUUCAACCCCAGAGUGCUCUGUCAGAGAUGGAGUUCUCCUCUAUUUCUUCAUACAGAGGACCUGGCAACAGAGACCGCCGCAUCAACAAGGAGCUGCCCAUUCUCCUCUGGUGGAGUGGAGGACUGUUCCCACAUUUCCCUGGUGACUCUGAACGCAUCGACUGUGCCACAUCCUCCUGCCUGGUCACAAGCAACCGCAAGGUCCAGAUGUACAAGCGGACUGCAUCCAUCAUCUUUUAUGGGACAGACUUUCGGGCAUAUGAGGCGCCACUCCCUCGUCUCCGCCACCAGACCUGGGCACUGUUCCACGAAGAGUCCCCCAUGAAUAACUACUUCCUCUCCCAUGGACCGGGAAUCAGGCUGUUCAACUACACUGCCACGUUUAGCAGGGAGUCGGAUUAUCCUCUGACCCUGCAGUGGCUGCCCUCUCUGGAUUACCUGCUGCAGCCUGUGGCCGUGCCCCUGGGGGAGAAGAACCGUCUGAGGAGGGGGGGGCUGGCUCCUGUGCUCUACAUGCAGUCCCACUGCGACGUACCCUCGGACAGAAACAGAUAUGUCCAGGAGCUCAUGAAGUAUAUCCAGGUGGACUCUUACGGGAAAUGUCUGAACAACAAACCUCUACCUGAAAAUCUCGAGGACACAGCCACAGCGACCGGGGAAGAAUCCAGCUUUAUGAAUUUUGUUGCCCGCUACAAGUUCCACCUGGCGCUGGAGAACGGCCUGUGUCCGGACUACAUGACGGAGAAGCUGUGGCGGCCCCUGCACCAGGGCUGCGUGCCCGUCUACCGGGGCUCCUCCUCUGUGGCCGACUGGAUGCCCAACGACCACUCUGCCAUCAUCAUAGAUCACUUCCCCUCUCCCAAAAGUCUCGCUGAGUUCCUCAAACGUCUUGAUGAGAACGAUGAUGAAUAUGCAAGAUAUUUAGAAUUCAAGAAGCCCAGCCGCAUUACUAACACUCGUUUGUUAGAGGCGCUGGAGACUCGCGAGUGGGGGGUUAAUGACAUGAGUAAACCCAACUACCUGAAUGGAUUUGAAUGUUACGUGUGUGACCAGGAGAAUGCACGACUGGCGGCAGAACGCACAUAUAGGAAAGCCCCCAACAAGAACCAACCUCCAAAGCCUAAAAUGGCAAACAACUCUCACAUGGGGUGCCCCCUGCCCGGCCCGGGGUACGGACAUGUCACAGACUUACCUGCAGAUGAUGGAUGGUUGCAAGUAUGGCCUCAGGAUUACUGGCAGAGCCUGGACCAAGCAGAGGGGCUGGAGUCUCUGAUAAGACAUAACGAGUCCGACCCUUCGCUGCUGUGGAAGCACAUCCAAAACAUGGCUGUGAGCAGAGCCAGAGGAAAACACUGACACAGGCCUUACAGAGGAUGGAGCACGUCCAGAAUUGCAGAGGUGUCCUAUAUUAUGCCUCCCCUUUGUUUAAACAAGGGAAUAAACCAGAAAUGACUAAUGUUUUUUCACCUGAGCCAAAAACACUUUAUCCUUUGGUGCCACUGUAACAGAUUUGGAUAUCGUGUUCAGCUGACAUGAGUCGUUUGUCCUUUUAUCCCUAGUUUAGUAAUGGGAAAAUAAUGUUUUAGAGUUCUGUAUGCCAAUAUUUUUAAGUUGUUUGAUUGCUAGAACUGAGGUGCCAUCAUUGCCUGUACUCUGCCUUGCAUUGUUAACAUGAACUGGAGGCAGAUUUUCAUUGGGCUGCAGCAGAGCCAGGGGACGGUGCUCUGCUUAACUGUGUGGAGAACAUUAAGGCUGGAGCCGAUGAAGUGCAUUAGCUUCUUUGUAUUUCCUCAGCAGGUAGCUGAUGGUUAUGAGCUAAAGUUACAUUAAUGUACAAAACUAUUUUAAAUGACUAUGCAAGUAAAAUAUUCACUAAGGAGUGAAGAAAGGCACAUGUAAAGUAAAGGUUAACUCCCUUAUGGAAAAUCAUCACUGGGUCAGGAUCAGCUAAUGCAUUUCUGUGUACUCUAUAAUAUAUAGUGCCUGUUUUCUGUUACAUAAUGCUAAGAUAAUGUUUGUGUGCAAUACUUUUCUAAUCAUGUGUUUUCUAAACAUGUUACUGCUUGUGAAUCCAUGACAGUCCAUCUGCCUGCAUUCUGGCUGUGUUUGAAGUUGCAUACCAUUCAUACCAAGUAUGACGUUACGGUCAAAUCGUGCUCCGAUUGCAUAGUAUGUGCAUUUUGCAUGCACUAAGCACACAUUAUUGAGAAUGUGACAUGAGCUAUACAAGAUUUAACUGUGCUUUAAAAAGUAUUGCUUUCGAAAAAUGAGGAGCUUAUGUUUAUAAUGUACUGACAAAAACAAACACUAAGAUACUUACUGUUUUGUUUAUUCUCCUAAAAACAAUACUGGAGCAGCGAAUGUGGAAUUAGAAUUGUGGUAAACGAUUUUCAUUUCAUGGAAGCCUAACCUGGUAAUGUGAUACAAAAGGCUUCAUCCUCUGUCAUUGUGAACAGUCUGCUGGUAAUGGCAAACGGAGUAGUUAGUAAUUAGCAGGGAGUAUGCAGUGCUCUGGUAUGCAAUUUGGAGCACAGCCGUUCUCGCAACACAUACCAAGAUAAUACAAAUCAUUUUAUUUUUUUAACAAAGCAUCAUACAUGUGAAUACACUAUUUAGUAUUAAGAAGAGCAAAAGAAGUAAACAUUUUUGUAAUAAAGUCAUUUUAUACUGUU